AUGGACCCCGAAGACGAAGCAGCCCAGCCUAUUUGCAGACCAUUCUCAUACUUGGGGCCAGCCAAGGAUUGGACCGACCAGGAGGAAAGGCGCCGCGUCUUUUGGAAUGUCUUUCUACUCGAUAGGUAUUGCUCCAUCACCAUGGGCUGGAAUACGAGCCUAACCUCUGUCGAUGUUCACCAACGACUCCCAUGUGAUGGUAUUCUGUGGCGCAAACAAGAGGCGGUUCAGACGCCUUAUCUCGGCAUUUGGGAUAAAUCAACAGGGGGCAUGGGCAAUAUGGCAGCAAGCCGCUCUCGUCGAGACGUCGAGACGCCUGACCAGACAGACCGGCGAAAUCAGAUUGAGUCUGACCCAAACGAAAGCGACGUGUCGCAGAUAGGAGCAUUUGCUUACAGCGUCGAGGCCACCGAGUCAAUGAGUAGAGUCACGACAUACUUCCUACAGCAUCGCUUUGACCCCAGCAACCCGGACGCAGUCAACUCUUGGCUUGCGAGGUUCAAAGAGCUUGACCUGCGUCUUGUUCAGUGGAAGAUGUUCUUGCCCAAGAAGUGGAAUUUUAGCGUUUUGAGACAGGCCUCACGAAUGGACCCCAACCUCACUCUCGCCCACGUCAUCCAUAAUGCAUCUACAAUUCUACUUCAUCAAGUCAUCGCAUGGCCACGAGCGUCGUGGCCGUUCAGAAAACGGUUGCCUAGCGUAUGGAGCGCUGAUACUUGUUGCUCUGCUGGUGUCGAGAUAUCAACGAUUGCUCGCAAGUAUUUGGAAAGUACGCCGGAUUCUUUGCCUAUAACCAGUCCGUUUGCGUUCUGUUUAUAUAUCGCAGCCAAGAUGCUGCUCAUCCACUGGAAGAGCGACCCUUCGAAUGAUCGCUUGGAUGAUUUUGAAUCAAUAACACAGAGCUUGCAAGAAAUGUCCAGACGCUGGAAUGGCGCAAGCAAAGAGCAGCCAAAGGACCUCGCUUUCAAAUAUGCUACUAAGCUAAAGGACAUGUACAGGCGAUGCCAGGAGGAUCAAAGCUUUAAGAUUAUUGUGUCAGACUAUACCCAGGAGAUGGAGCAUCGAACUUGGGAUCAUAUGCCAGAAAGUGUGACCGAGAGAAGGAACGCCCAACAGUGGCCUAAUGCAUUAGAGCUGCAACAACCUUGGCAGUCUCAACUGACGGCAAACAGCACCACAUCGUACCCUCCACGUUCGUCGCCAGUCCAAUAUCAAGAUGCGGGUAGAAAUCAGGGUGCUAUGGACAGCACUGGCUCGGACAUCUUGAAUGAUGCGACUGGAAUGAUUUCCAGGCAAUUCAUGCCAGUAGAAGAAUACUUCAUGGACAUGGAUCGUGUUAUUGCCUUUGAUGAUGGAAGUCUCUUUAUGGCGGGCAUGGAUAAUGGAGCUUGGUAA
This is a messenger RNA of Fusarium musae, 1395 nucleotides long. RefSeq lists its product as uncharacterized. The transcript has a single exon. Bases 1 to 1395 code for a protein of 464 amino acids. The record is from RefSeq and is a predicted model, not a curated record. Gene Ontology annotation, biological process: DNA-templated transcription. Gene Ontology annotation, molecular function: DNA binding; zinc ion binding. Gene Ontology annotation, cellular component: nucleus. Lineage: Eukaryota; Fungi; Ascomycota; Sordariomycetes; Hypocreales; Nectriaceae.